This is a messenger RNA of Wallemia ichthyophaga EXF-994, 765 nucleotides long. RefSeq lists its product as uncharacterized. The transcript has 6 exons. The record is from RefSeq and is a predicted model, not a curated record. Lineage: Eukaryota; Fungi; Basidiomycota; Wallemiomycetes; Wallemiales; Wallemiaceae. Bases 1 to 765 code for a protein of 254 amino acids.
AUGCUUAUGGUAAUAUUAGAAAUUAGGGGUAAAAAUGGCGCCAAAGUAUCGUCUACGAUUCCAUAUCCUACCCAAGCCUCUUCUCCCGCUUCUUCUCCCUCCAAAAGAGGAUUCACGACGUCACCAUCGGAUGCACCACACGCGGAGCAAUGCCAAGGAAUUACCAAACAAGCAAAGAGAUGCACACGGCGUGUCAAGCUGGAUAAAGUCGAGACAGGUGAAGAUUUUCAUCGAUUCUGUCACCAGCAUGGGAAGGAUAUACUGACACAGAAGGGAUUCUUCAAUAAGCGUGGGGUUUGGAUUGAGUUUGAUUUCUGGAUACCACAACAACGAUUGUCCACCUUCACUCAAAUACAAUUGAGACUUACGAUGGAGAAGCCUAUAGCUCACGCAGAUGUAGCUGGAUGGAUUUAUGUGUAUAGCAUGCCACAAACAGCAAGACACGCAGAGUACAAAGUGGGAAGAACAAACAAUAUCAAUAGAAAGAUCGAUAAUUGGAGUAAGCAAUGUAAUAAGGAGCUACAUACGACAUUUGCAGCGGAUCCAGGGUUCGUGUGUAAGCAUGUGAGUAGAUUGGAGAGGUUAAUACACCUAGAAUUGGCAGAAUACAGCAGUAGAGAGUCAAUACAGUGUGCACAGUGCGGUAAAAGACAUAGAGAGGUAUUCAAAUUACAACGUAUGUACAACAGGAAAGGCACGGAAUUUGAGAAUGUGGUGAAACCAAUGAUAGAAAAGUGGAAUAGAUUAGUACAGCUGUUAGAAUAG